CAAAUGUUUGAAAAUGGAAUUAGGCCCCCCAGAUGUGAUGCAGCGCAAGGGAGCGUUGACUUUGCGCUCCAACUGUGCCUACUAUGGGAGACCCACGUUUGUGCACCGCUGGCACCAAAGCAGAGAGGCUGAACCAAAGGAUUAUGACAUACAUGAAAUUCCUUUGGGCUGUAAAAAUUUAUGUCGCUCUACCUAUUGGAGACUUGGUACCAUAAAUAAGAAAUGGAUAACCACAUAUCAAGAUUAUAUGUCACAGCCCUUUAGAGUUAAAGAAUAUCAGGAAUUGAAUAUUAAGAAGCCCUUGUUGGAUGAAGAUAGUUUUGAAGAAGCAGUUAUUAGCAGGGAGACGGGCCUUCCUGAAAUAGGUGCUGGAUCUGCAUUGCCACGUCACUCCCCAGAUCAUUUUACGAUGUUUCUAGACACAGUUUACCGAAGAGACUAUGUUCCACCAUAUGACUACACUCCAUAUGUUACUGCUCACCUAGGAGGAUACUCUGUGAUUCACAGAAAAUGUCAUUCUCAGUUUACUGAUACAGCAGGCUACAAAAGACACGGUAUCAACACGUGGCAGGAUGAGAGUGGAAUAUAUGCCAACUCAGAUCUAAAGCAAAAGGUUCUUCCUGUAACUAGCCCAAUACUAUCAAAUUUGAAUGAAGAUACUUAUUAA
This is a messenger RNA of Euleptes europaea (tarantolino), 667 nucleotides long. It is a transcript of the gene CFAP95, whose product is annotated as cilia and flagella associated protein 95. Gene Ontology annotation, cellular component: plasma membrane. The record is from RefSeq and is a predicted model, not a curated record. The transcript has 6 exons. Lineage: Eukaryota; Metazoa; Chordata; Lepidosauria; Squamata; Sphaerodactylidae. The coding region runs from base 14 to 667 and encodes 217 amino acids.